AUGGGGUUCUUGAGUGAUCAUCCGCAUACUGCAAUCACUGAUACGAUCGAUUUGUGUGUUUCGAGACCAGAAUGCUCUUUAGAAGUUGAAUUAGGGACUUUGGUGGGGCUUAUUAGGAACAAAUCUAGUGAUUAUGAGUACGAAACGAACCAGGAGGAAGCUGCUAGGGCUUUGAGGAAGAAAUUGAAGUACGGGAACCGGUUGCAACAAUCUAGGUCCUUAGAUUUGUUCGAUUUGUUUGUCACGCAGGGGUUGAGAUUUGUAGUGUUGUACAAUGAUGACAAGUUGAUUGAACGUUUGCAGGGCAUUGCGUUAAAUAAGGUGACAGAUUCGCGUGGUGGGCGUUAUAGCUCGAAGAUUGUUAAGAAAUGUGCCAACUAUGUGCUUGGUUGGUACAGUUACGCUGUUUCCAAUGGUGCGCAGUCCAAUCGGGCUUAUGCUAGUAUAGUGGAGCUUGGAAGAGUAGUGAAGAGACAUUACUCUAGAACUCGGCAAAGUCGUGAGAGGUCUAAUUUCAUGAACGAUCAGGCGGACGAGUCGGUGCAUGCGACGAACGAUCCAGAUCAGAUGUAUGGGAUUCCACGUAUCGAUAUUAAGAAAGCUGCACCAGCGAUACGUGUGGUGAUUAGUGAUGGGCUAGCAGCUGCUAUCUCCCUACGUAAUUCCUUAAUGGUUCUUCCCUCAGGUGCUAGGUCUACUGACGAUGAAGAAGCCACGGCGAGAUUUAUUCAGGCUAGAUCGAUUAGACGUAAAGUCCUCAGAUAUUUGCAACUGGUCACUGAAGAAGAGUUCCUUGGUAGUUUGAUUCAUGCCAAUGACGAGCUGGUCAAGGCAUUAGCCAGCUACGAUGAAAAGAGUGGUGCCUCAGAAGCCAGCAGUGAAGAACUGUACUCGGACGAGGAUGAAGAUCAGGACAGCAGUGGGUAUGAAAGUAGUUCAGUGGCGUCCGUUCAGCCAUCAACAUCUUCCAACCCGUUUGGUGAUCAGAAUAAAAUUUAA
Molecule: messenger RNA, 999 nt
Organism: Torulaspora delbrueckii
Lineage: Eukaryota; Fungi; Ascomycota; Saccharomycetes; Saccharomycetales; Saccharomycetaceae
Gene: LSB5
Product: Lsb5p
Exons: 1
Coding region: 1-999 (332 amino acids)
Biological process (GO): endocytosis; actin cortical patch localization; actin filament organization
Cellular component (GO): actin cortical patch
Source: RefSeq, a predicted model, not a curated record